AUGAUUAAACAAUCCACAAUCAGAUUUUUAUUUUUGAUGAUUUACUUUUCUAAUUUUUAGAAUACUUUCAUUGCUUAUUACUACUUGAAUCUUAGUUUAUACUAGGAAGUGAACUAGAUAUUUUUUUAUUUAAUUAUGUCAAUUUUGAAGAUAAUUUGUCCUGCUUUAAGUGGUUUUAUUAUAUAUCACGUUUAAUUUAAUUUAAAUUUUCUAUUCAUAGGAUAAUGGUUAACAAUAGUUUCCUAUAUCUAUUUUAUAGCAAAUAUCUAUUAAGAAGUAGAGGAUUAUCUAUAUUUUGCUAUAGGGUUUUAAAUUCUGGGUCAAUAAUUGUAAAUCAUAAUUAUUUUAACAAUGAUUUCAAAGCAUUUCAAUUAAAAUGAAAUACCUUAGUAACAGAUUUAUUACCAAAUUUUAGGUAAAUUUCAAAAUUUUAUUAAUUUGAAUGUGGUGGUCGAUUAAAUAGUCACUCUUAAUUAGAAUAAACUCAAAUAUGAAAAGAACAUUUAACUAAUAUUAUCUAUGAUUCCAUUUGUAAUACUAUUAUCUUUGGCAAUAUGCAUUCAUAGAUCAUUUCCAAUAUUUAGGUAGGAUAUUUAUGAAAAAAUCCCAGAAUUAUAAUAGAUUCCAAUAUCCAGUAAGAGCAAUAUGUUGUAAGCUAUGAAAGAUGUGUGUAAAACUGAUGUAAUUCUUAUUUCAGCUGCUGCCAGUGCUGUAAUAAGUAUCAUUCAGAUCUGGGAAUAAUUUAAACUGUCUUUAUUCUAUUAUAAAUACAACAAAGAUACUAAUGAAACCACAGAUGUGUGGUUAGUUGUUCUGACUUUUACAAUUUCUGAAUUCCCAAUUAUUUUGUGUAUAAAUAAAGUGAAAUUUAGCUUUAUUGAUUGCCAAUAGACUGGGACAUAAAAUAAAAAAUUAGAUGGAUGCUCUUUAAUAUUUAACUAAUGCUACAUCUAGUUCUUUAAUUUACUUUAUUCUAAGCACACUUUAGCUGAUCUGUUAUAAUAGUUUAAAAGAUCUCAGAUUAUUCAUUUCAAUUCUAACUAUCACAAUGUAAUAAUACAAUCAAACAAUCUUAUCUGUAAAUUUCAAUAUUAUCAUAAAAGAUCUCAAGCACCAUAUUAAUUGGUAUUCAAAAAGCAAAUUAAAGGACUUUGGGAUUAUCAUUUGGAAUUUUAUCAAUGUCUACAAACAUCUUUGAAAUCUGGGUUAUUUGUGUUUUGA
Messenger RNA from Paramecium tetraurelia, 1221 nucleotides. RefSeq lists its product as uncharacterized. The record is from RefSeq and is a predicted model, not a curated record. Lineage: Eukaryota; Ciliophora; Oligohymenophorea; Peniculida; Parameciidae. The transcript has 2 exons.